Messenger RNA from Staurois parvus, 321 nucleotides. The record is from the annotation of a GenBank genome assembly. Lineage: Eukaryota; Metazoa; Chordata; Amphibia; Anura; Ranidae.
AUGAGGCUGCAGUGUGAGGUGGAGGUCAUUAACCGCAUGUUGCCCACCUUUGGGAUGAGGAACAGAGGGAAGGGCACCCGGGCUGUGCUGUCUGUGGGCAGACAGGAGGAGAAGGGCUCAGGCCUGCGGGGGGCAAUCUACCUGAUGAUCUGCACCCUGAAGGACAAGGCCGGCUCUAGGUAUAAGCUACAAGAAAACAUUGAGAACUUGUUCUCCAAGUUUUUAAAUGAAGGAAAAGCAACAGUAAGGCUUAAAGAGCCAGCUGUGGACAUAUGUCUCAGUAAGGCAGAUGUCUUCAAUCUAAAGAACUUUAUUUCUGCG